Molecule: messenger RNA, 850 nt
Organism: Cherax quadricarinatus
Lineage: Eukaryota; Metazoa; Arthropoda; Malacostraca; Decapoda; Parastacidae
Source: RefSeq, a predicted model, not a curated record
UGUUAUCAAUUUCUCAGCCGCAAUAGCUGGCGUGUCUGGCAUCCUCCUGGGCACACUGGCUGGCCAGCUGGGCAACGUUUUCCAUGUAACAAACAGUGUGUCUGGCGCCAUCCUCGGCCCGUUGAACGGAGUUUUUCUUGCUGGCAUCUGUGCACCCUGGGUCAGCACUAAGGGGGCUGUGGCGGGUUUCGUCACGGCUUUCGUUUACAACAUGUGGCUGGUGAUUGGCAAGUUUGUACGUGGUGGAGGAUCUCCACCACGAUUACCCUUAUCCACCUCAGGAUGUCCGGAGAACCUGGCAAACAAUACUAACUCUACCCUCCUGACUCUGCUUACCAGCGCAUCAAGUAGCGCUCUGCUUCCCAACCUUACUACCACUCCUCAAUCAACACACAAGACCAUGUAUGAUACCUCGUACUGCUACAGCGGCGUCACUGGCGUCAUCAUCACUCUGGUCAUCAGCAGUUUAGUCUCCCUCGGCACAGGUCCCCUCAGCCCAAAAGCUCUAGACGACAACGUUGUCAAUCCAACUUGUGCACGAUUCUAUCACUGGUUGUGGCGGAGAUUCAAUAAGCGCGAUGAUGAUGAUGAUGAUGACUACACCACAACACUUAAAAUGUUACCCAAGAACACUGAUGAUGCGCCACUUGCUGUGCUACCCGACAAGAACACUGACGCUGCGAAACUUAUUGUGCUACCUGACUAGAACACUCACGCUGCAACACUUUCUAUGGUACUCAACCUCCAUCCACACGAAAUUAAUAAUAUUUUUAGUGGUGCUCACCACUAACUUGAGAGUUAUGGGAUUGUUUUAGGCAUCCACCAAUAAGUAAAUAAAGAAACGUAAGUA